AUGCUUUUCGCCACUUUCUUCAACUUGUUAUACGGCAUUUUCGUCGUUGUUGCUUUUGGUUUUUUUGAGGAAAGUACACCGAUGGCUCAAGUGAUCUUCUCCGUGUUGGAUAUGUGCUUUGCUUGGUAUCCUUUCAUGAUUCUUUUGCUUUCCCUGUGGACUGUCGAAGAGUGGCGUGUUCACUACGAGCAACUCUUGUACGCGUUUUUCGGCUGGAAAACACCUGUCCACAAGCGCACGCACAUCAAGAAUAUCGAUCCACAAAGCCGGUCGAACAUCUACUUUAAUUAUUAUAAAAAUGAUUGG
Mesorhabditis belari is the source of this 306-nucleotide messenger RNA. Lineage: Eukaryota; Metazoa; Nematoda; Chromadorea; Rhabditida; Rhabditidae. The record is from the annotation of a GenBank genome assembly.